Moneuplotes crassus is the source of this 658-nucleotide messenger RNA. The record is from the annotation of a GenBank genome assembly. NCBI's taxonomy places the organism in Eukaryota, Ciliophora, Spirotrichea, Euplotida, Euplotidae.
AUGCGAAGAAGAUCAGGUAGGAGUUUCCGCAAGAAACGCAAGGUGUCUCACCCAGGUAAAGCCUAUGGUAGAAGAGCCAAGCUCCACUCGAAAAUAAUCAAAGGCGACCUGAGUUUUUAUAAAGUCAAAAAUAAGAAUGAGUUCGAGAUCUCUCAGAUUGACGACCUCAUCCGGACCAUUGAUUGUUCAAACGAUAAAGGUCGCAUCAGCAGAGUCGAUCUCAACGCUGGGCCUGAGUUCAUGGGGAAGAGUCCAACAAAGGAGCGCAAGCCCAAACGGCCAAAGACUGCUGUACACAGACACAGAAAAAACAAAACAAUUUUGACCAAGAAAUCUCCAAACAAAUAGUCUAGGUAAAAAGAUCAAAAUUCGGGGUCACCAGCUUUACGCCAAAGAGAUCUUGCCACUGUUGAGGCCUCGAGUCGGAGUGUUCCGAAACAAGAAGAUCAGUGAGCUGCACAUCGGAGAGCUACAACCCUCGAUUCCAAUAUACAUGGACAUCAACCCGUCGAACCUAAAGCUGGAGCUUGUAGGAACUAGUGGACAACUCAAAGACCAUAAACGAGAAGGUCCAAAUAGACACAACCAAAAGUCCUCCCAAGCCGAAGAAGAAAGAGCGGAAGGCCAUGAAGCCAGUGCGCAUCAAGAGAGAGUCUAA